Molecule: messenger RNA, 702 nt
Organism: Drosophila albomicans
Lineage: Eukaryota; Metazoa; Arthropoda; Insecta; Diptera; Drosophilidae
Product: RNA-binding protein 7-like
Exons: 1
Coding region: 112-456 (114 amino acids)
Biological process (GO): regulation of alternative mRNA splicing, via spliceosome
Cellular component (GO): nucleus
Molecular function (GO): single-stranded RNA binding
Source: RefSeq, a predicted model, not a curated record
CGCAGAGCUGCAAUUGAAUUUAUCGAUUAACAAAAAAGAAACACAUUUAUAUUUUAUUCGCUAAAACGAUCUAAGUUCAUAGUUUAGCUAUUUAAAUCAAACUAUUAAGCAAUGGAUAACUUUUUGCAAUAUUCUGCUGAACAGCAGGAGGAAUAUGACGAUGAUGAGGAUGAAGAGCAGAUGCGCACCUUGUUCUGCCAUAAUUUAGACGAGCGCGUUACAGAAGAGAUUCUGUAUGAAGUAUUUCUACAAGCUGGCCCCAUUGAAAGCGCACGUAUUCCUUUGGAUAAUACGGGACGACAACGGAAUUUUGGUUUUGUUACAUAUCAACACAGAAGUGCAGUGCCGUAUGCAGUAAAGCUGUACCAAGGAUUGGAGCUGUUCCACAAGAAGGUCUCAAUUAGGUCGCAAUCGGUUCGCCCACGACAUGGAUCCUCCGGCAAUGCCACUAAAUGAUCAUGUCGGUCCGAGGCAUUCUCGUCACAGCAUCCAUGAUAACAAAAACAAACUUAAUAGAGAUGAUAUAAGGCGACAAUCCGAUGAGGGCAAUCGACGUAGAAUGCAUCAACAACAUCCCUUUAACAGCAGUGAAGGUAAUCGAAGAUCUGAUCGACGCUAUAGUCAUGGAAAAAAAUGAUUGCUUUGAGAUUUAGGAGAGUAUUCAAAGAAUGUAUACAAAUAAAAUAACAUUUAUUUCACUAA